AUGAAGCUCACGUCCGUUACUGCGGCUCUCACAGGUGCGGCCGCCGUCCUGGCUGUGCCCUCGCCAGUCAAGCCCGACCAUGCGAAGGUGGCUAAAAUCCCGACGUCCUAUGAGUCGGCCGUCAUGGGUCGUCGGGUUCUCGCGCUAUCGAAGCUCGCGACCUUCUCAACUGUCUUCCCUAACGCUCCGUCUGCUGAUGACGAUAACGCCUUCGCCAAAAGCCCGAGCGGCCUUGAAGGUCUGCCUAUUGGCUUGAUGGACUACGUUGCCGACUGCGAGGAUGAAGGAAACCCUACCAUCUUGGCCAUUACCAUCGGCACCAGCUUCAGGAACGCUGCCGCUGGAUCCAACCUCACCUUGUCAAUGAGAUGGGCUCCACCAUACCCACCUCUUAAGAGAAUGAGCCUCAUGUCUCGGGUCAAGUCCUACUUCUUCUCUUCUCCCAGUGACGGCCUCACGACCCCCGAUACCGUGCCGUACUCUGCCGCCAACCUCCCUCGCUUCUCUCUCGUCGGCUAUCUGGAGUACUUCGAGCCGGACCCUAUUGAGUCAGUUCGGCUCGCGGCAUGCUACACAAGCAAGCACCACGAUGCCAAGUGGUGGCUUCCGGGCAAUGUGAUCCACGAGAGCAAAUGGGCGAGAUUGGUGGUGACGCACAUUUACUGGAUCGGAGGAUUUGGAGACCGAGCCUACAUCGGAUGGAUCCCUCUUGAGGAGUGGAAGAAGGUGACCAAGGAGGAAUGGUCAUCGAUCGAACUGCCAGGCGAGAAGAAAGGCUGGGGAGAGUGGAGCGUGGACAACAUCAUGGAGCUUUGA
This is a messenger RNA of Clonostachys rhizophaga, 816 nucleotides long. The record is from the annotation of a GenBank genome assembly. NCBI's taxonomy places the organism in Eukaryota, Fungi, Ascomycota, Sordariomycetes, Hypocreales, Bionectriaceae.